AUGGCAGACCUCCAGCGGCAGCUGGGCACCCAAACCCAGAAAGUAAAAAUCCUGCAGGCGGAGCUUGAGGAGCUCAAGCAGGUGGUGCUUGGCCUCACGCAGGUGGAGGAGGAGGAGGGAGAGCACAGCGAGGAGACAGGCACUCCGCCUCCUCCAUCGGCGGACGAGUUGGAGGAGCUGACCGACUCAGACACAGACCCUCUUCCCCCUCCACCCCCGUCUCUGAUCGCGAGGAUCCUUCUGCAGCAAGUCUUUACCUGCGUAGCGGGCAAAAACGAAACGGCGGCGCAUGUGCAGAAAUCGCACGCGGACGAUACCAGGAUUAAGGAGGCAGAUCCUGCCGUGGAGGUGGAAAGGGGUCAGCAGACCACAAUGCAGUCAGGCCCUGCUGUGGAGGUGGAGGAGCCGCACACCACCCGUUGGGUGUGUGUCCGCCGGAGUGGAAUGGAUAUCCGUUCUGGCCCUUACGUUCAGCGCACUCAUGUUGCAGGCUACUUGCCUGCGCAGAAGGUCUUCGAUGUCUGCGAAGAGAGACGCGGGCUUCAUGGAACAGUCUUUCUCAAGCUUGCUGAUGGCAGUGGCUGGGUGUUCUCGGAAACCCGCUCAGGCAUUUUUUGCGAGCCUGCCGAUGCCCGGCACAAGAAGAUGGAGGGGGAAAAGCACGGCCACGCCUGGACCUACCAGGGCCAGGAGAGCUUCCCAUGGAAAGGUUCUCAUGAGAACUCUUGGAGCGGGAGCUCCGACUCCGAGAACAGAUGGUGGACGGCCCAGGACACCGUGAACAACGGAUCAUGGAACCGAUCUUGGAGUGGGAGUGCCGACUCCAAGUCAAGCGAAUGGUGGAUGGAGAAAGGACAGGGUGAGUGGAAGAGGAAUGAUCCGUGGGCAAACUGGAAGAAGAACCAGUACUGA
Symbiodinium sp. CCMP2456 is the source of this 912-nucleotide messenger RNA. The record is from the annotation of a GenBank genome assembly. NCBI's taxonomy places the organism in Eukaryota, Dinophyceae, Suessiales, Symbiodiniaceae.